Messenger RNA from Agrilus planipennis (emerald ash borer), 1685 nucleotides. RefSeq names its product dnaJ homolog subfamily A member 2. The coding region runs from base 44 to 1267 and encodes 407 amino acids. The transcript has 3 exons. Lineage: Eukaryota; Metazoa; Arthropoda; Insecta; Coleoptera; Buprestidae. Gene Ontology annotation, molecular function: Hsp70 protein binding; ATP binding. Gene Ontology annotation, cellular component: cytoplasm; cytosol. Gene Ontology annotation, biological process: protein refolding; response to heat. The record is from RefSeq and is a predicted model, not a curated record.
GCAUGAGCAUAAAAUUUUAUUCCGUCAUUCCUUGUUUAGAAAGAUGGCAGACAACAAGCUGUAUGAUAUUUUAGGAGUUAGUAGAAACGCUUCGGAUGGUGAAAUUAAAAAGGCGUAUAGGAGACUUGCCAAAGAGUUUCAUCCUGACAAAAAUCCUGAGGCUGGUGACACUUUUAAGGAAAUUUCCUAUGCCUAUGAAGUCCUUUCAGACCCCAAAAAAAGACAAACUUAUGAUAAAUAUGGAUUGAAAGGUAUGCAAGAAGGAGCCCAGGAUGGUGGUUUUGGAGCAGAUGAGAUUUUUUCGCAGCUGUUUGGGGGUAGUCUCUUUGGAGGUUUCAUGGGUGGUGGUGGUAUGCGUAGAAGACACAAAGGGGAAGAUACUGUACAUCCUCUAAGAGUAACAUUGGAAGACUUAUAUAAUGGGAAAACAGCUAAAUUACAGCUUAGUAAGAAUGUAAUUUGUGCUACUUGUGCAGGAAAAGGAAGCAAAUCCGGAAAUACUACAACAUGUCGUGCAUGUAAAGGCUGUGGAUUAAAAGUGACAUUUCGUCAAUUAGGUCCAGGAAUGACUCAGCAGAUGCAGUCUCGUUGCCCUGAUUGUCAAGGUGAAGGUGAAAUCAUUAAUGAAAAGGAUAGAUGUGCUGCCUGUAAAGGAAAGAAAGUAUGUAAUGAAACGAAAAUACUUGAAGUCCAUGUUGACAAAGGUAUGCCUGAUGGCCAGAAGAUUUAUUUCCGUGGAGAAGGUGAUCAGCAACCCGAUAUUGAGCCCGGUGAUGUGGUGAUAAUUUUGCAACAAAAGCCCCACGAGAAAUUUCAGCGGUCUGGUAAUGAUUUGCAUAUGCAGCAAACAAUUUCUUUAACAGAAGCUCUUUGCGGAUUUUCUACAGUAGUCCGUCAGUUAGACGGACGCGAAUUGUUAAUCAAACAGCCUCCUGGGGACGUUAUUAAGCCGGGCGAUACUAAAACAGUUCCAGGAGAAGGAAUGCCACAGUACAAGAAUCCUUUUGAAAAGGGUAAUUUGUACGUAACAUUCGAUAUUACAUUUCCUAGCAAUCAUUUUGCUAAUGAACGUCAGCUGAAGGUUUUGGAAAGCAUCUUGCCUCCUAGACCACAGUUCACAAUGCCAGUUGGAGAACACGUCGAAGAAGUCGAUUUACAUGAUUAUGAUCCUAACGACAGAAGUUCUCACAGUGGCAGGUCAGAAGCUUAUGAAAGUGACGAUGAGCACAUACAUUCUGGGCCUGGUGUGCAAUGCACGCAUCAAUAGUUAACAAAAGGGAUAUAGGGUCAAUAAUAGUUGUUCUGCAUCUUUCUAAAUAAGGAUUCUUGUAAUAGUGAAUCAUUACGUUUACAUUGUAACAACGUUAUUAUGUGCGUUUUAUUAUUUUUUCUCUUUUUUGUAUUAUACAAAUGUAGAAAUGAUAAUUUAUUAAUAUAACCAGGAAAACUAAAAAAAUUACAUUUUGACUAAACUUGUUGAAGUUUUAUAAAUUAAUUCCAUGCAGCUUUAAUUUAGUUAUAUACUUAGUUAAAUGGUUUCCUUUCUAAAGAAGAAGCCUUACUAAAAAUGAUCACUGCUGUACAUCAACUUAGAAACAUUAUAUUUUCCAUAUAUCCAUACAUUAAACGAUACUAUGAUUUUGAAGUCGCUCCUAAUUAACAAUAAAAGAAUCUUGUAAAACUGA